AUGUCGAUCGAACAUGAAGGAGGGUGUUUUAGCACCAACCAUCUCAUGUUCAUAGACGACAUUAAGCUGUUCGCUCGGUCUUCAGAGAUCCUUCACUCAAUGGGUAAAGUCCUGAAAGGUUUCAUGAAGGCCGUGGGGUUGGAGCUCAACUACAACAAGUCGGCGACUAACACCCCUGUGUGUGGUGACCUAGUCAAAGUCUUGGAGGAACACCAAGGAUAUAAGUAUCUUGGUGUGGUUGAGAGUCCAGCCUCAUUAAUCACACCCGAAACGAGAAAGUGUGUAGUGGAGGGUGUGCGUAGUAGAGCGGCAAUGUUAUGUAAGACUCGGCUUAAUGCACGGAACUUAUUUCAUGCCUUGAACGAGUAUGCCAUCUCAUUGCUAAACUACUACGUUGGCCUGAUCGAAUUCGAGCCGAGUGAGUACGAUGAAAUGGACCUUAUUGUCCGAAGAGUACUCCGAGAGAAUCAUGUCCACGUGUUGGCAAGCAAUAAGGAGAGAUUGUACUUGUCUCGCGGGCAGCUAGGACGUGGACUGAGUAACAUCGUACACUUAAGUGAGCGAAUUCUUACUAAGAUGCACGACACCUUGUGGAGUGGGUCGAGUGUAUCCCAAAGGAAGGCUGCCAUCCUUGCUGCUGAAAAAGCGCGUGGUACACACCUAGGGACCAUAAAAGGCUAUGUGUCGGCUAAGUAUGGUCUAGGUGCUACCAAGUUAAUGUGA
Messenger RNA from Octopus sinensis (East Asian common octopus), 723 nucleotides. RefSeq lists its product as uncharacterized. Bases 1 to 723 code for a protein of 240 amino acids. NCBI's taxonomy places the organism in Eukaryota, Metazoa, Mollusca, Cephalopoda, Octopoda, Octopodidae. The record is from RefSeq and is a predicted model, not a curated record. The transcript has a single exon.